CAAAGAGUAGGAGCCGCCGUAUAUUAAUAAAACCCACUUCCUGCGACUUUUUUUGUUUUCAUUUGGUUUCUUCCUUCUCACACUUCCCCCAAUUCCCAAACCAAACCCUCUCUCUUCCGGCGUUCUGGGGGUGGCGUCGCCGGCGAUUCCCCCCUCCGGUUCCCUCUCCACCCUUCAAUUCAACCCUCUCGUCUUCGCUUCACUGAUUCCCUCUUUCAAAAUGCUUCCGAUCGCUUGCUAGGGUUUUCCCUCUCCCAAAUCUCCUCCUCGGAAAGCACCCUGUACCUUUUAUUCCUCCGACUAAUCAACUUCUUUGCUAUGGCUAUUCGUGUAACCUUUUCCUUUUCGGGCUAUGUCGCCCAGAGCCUCGCCUCCUCCGCCGGCGUGCGCGUCGCCAAUUCGCGUUGCGUCCAGGAAUGCUGGAUCCGUACGCGCCUCUCUGGCGCCACCCAGAAGACGGAUCUAGAUUCCUCCGCCGGCGGAGUCCGCAAUUUUGCCGGGCCCAAGCCCAACUGCUGGGCCCAGUCCACUUACUCCACCCUCACCGGGGAGUUCCUCGGCGACGGCUGCAAGAGCCCAAUCAUAUUGGGCCUGAUUUCGAUCAUGAAGUCAACGGCGGGUGUGUCUGGGUCAUCCGCGGCGGCUGCGGGUAUUUUCGGUAUUUCGCCCUUCAAAACCACUUCGAUCGUUCCCUUCUUGCCUGGUUCGAAGUGGCUUCCUUGCAACGAGUCCGUUCCCGACCCCACCACUUCCUGGGAGGUCGACAAAGGUGGCACGCGACGCGUCGUUUCGGACACCGAAUCCAAUUUUGCCAAGACUAGUUGGCUUUCGCGGUUGAUGAACGUGUGUUCCGAAGACGCGAAGGCUGCGUUCACUGCUGUUACUGUUAGUUUGCUCUUUAAAUCGUCCUUGGCUGAACCAAGAUCAAUUCCCUCUUCUUCUAUGUACCCUACUCUUGAAGUAGGUGACCGUGUUCUAACCGAGAAGGUUUCGUUCUUCUUUAGAAAGCCUGAUGUUUCGGAUAUAGUCAUUUUUAAAGCGCCUCCUUGUUUAGAGGAGUUUGGUUUUAGUUCGUCUGAUGUGUUUAUAAAGAGGAUUGUGGCUAAGGCUGGGGACACUGUUGAGGUGCGUGAUGGGAAACUACUGGUAAAUGGUGCUGCUGAAGAACGGCAAUUUGUAGUAGAGCCUCUAGCUUAUGAGAUGGAUCCAAUGGUUGUGCCAGAAGGAUAUGUGUUUGUAAUGGGAGACAAUCGGAACAACAGCUUUGAUUCUCAUAACUGGGGCCCUCUCCCAGUUGAGAACAUUGUUGGUAGGUCCAUGUUUCGCUACUGGCCUCCAUCCAAAGUAUCUGACACUGAUACCCUAAGUAAACUCCCACCUGGGAACAAACCUGUGGCAAUUUCUUGACAAGAUUCCCGCUGCUUUCUGAAGGUGAUGAAGGUUUCCAGAUACGUUCAUCUAUUCUAAAUUGACAGUUUCUCCCGUCUUUGCCUGGGAAUGAGCUGUUCGGAGAUUCUCUUAGAAGAGCCAGCUUGACCUGACUUUGCAUGCAGUUUGGGAUGAAUAUCUUAUUCAUUGAUACAGAUUUGUCAAUGACCUAAUAAUGCCAUUAUGCGUUAAUUUGUGCCAUCUGAGAUGUAUUUCUAUUGCUGAAGUGCGGGGAGAAAAAAAGAAUAAAAAAAAAAUGAUGAUUUUACCCCUCAAAAAUGAAACAUGAUGAUUGAUUUGUUUUGUAUUCUUUCAUAUAAGCUCCAUAAUCAAGCCUCCUCCUGAUUUGAAUCUAUAAUGCCAUUCAGUCAUACAUGAAAUUGUAUGGGCACGAUUAUGGUUGCCCAUUUUAAAAUCAAGUAAGAAUGCAAUUUCCCUCUU
Glycine soja is the source of this 1869-nucleotide messenger RNA. Its product is annotated as probable thylakoidal processing peptidase 2, chloroplastic. Gene Ontology annotation, cellular component: chloroplast thylakoid membrane. Lineage: Eukaryota; Viridiplantae; Streptophyta; Magnoliopsida; Fabales; Fabaceae. Gene Ontology annotation, biological process: thylakoid membrane organization. The transcript is spliced from 6 exons. The record is from RefSeq and is a predicted model, not a curated record. Gene Ontology annotation, molecular function: serine-type endopeptidase activity. The coding region runs from base 319 to 1407 and encodes 362 amino acids.